AAUACUUGGCUUGUCCUCCCCUGCCUCCAGCUGAUCACCACUCCCAAGGCUGAGAACAACAUGUACGUCCAACAGCGGGAUGAGUAUCUGGAGAGCUUCUGCAAAAUGGCCACCAGGAGGAUCUCUGUGGUCACCAUCUUUGGUCCUGUCAACAACAGCUCCUUGAAAAUUGACCACUUUCAGCUAGAUAAUGAGAAACCUAUGCAUGUGGUGGAUGAUGAGGACUUGGUGGACCAACAUCUCAUCGGCGAGCUGAGGAAAGAGUAUGGAAUGACCUACAAUGACUUCUUCAUGGUGCUGACAGAUGUGGAUUUGAGAGUCAAGCAAUACUAUGAAGUGCCAAUCACGAUGAAGUCUGUGUUCGAUCUGAUCGAUACUUUCCAAUCCCGAAUCAAAGACAUGGAGAAGCAGAAGAAGGAGGGCAUUUCCUGCAAGGAGGACAAGAAGCAGUCCCUGGAGAAUUUCCUGUCCAGGUUCCGAUGGAGGAGGCGGUUGCUGGUGAUCUCUGCCCCUAAUGAUGAAGACUGGGCCUAUUCACAACAGCUCUCUGCCCUCAGUGGUCAAGCAUGCAAUUUUGGUCUGCGUCACAUAACCAUUCUGAAACUUUUGGGCGUUGGAGAGGAAGUUGGAGGCGUUUUAGAACUGUUCCCAAUUAAUGGGAGCUCCACUGUUGAGCGGGAAGAUGUGCCAGCCCACCUGGUGAAAGACAUUCGCAACUAUUUCCAAGUGAGCCCAGAGUACUUCUCCAUGCUUCUAGUUGGAAAAGAUGGGAAUGUUAAGUCUUGGUAUCCUUCUCCUAUGUGGUCGAUGGUCAUCGUGUAUGACUUAAUUGAUUCCAUGCAACUUCGGAGACAGGAAAUGGCCAUUCAGCAGUCACUGGGGAUGCGCUGCCCAGAAGAUGAGUAUGCAGGAUAUGGCUACCACAGUUACCACCAAGGAUACCAGGAUGGCUACCAGGAUGACUACCGUCAUCAUGAAAGUUACCACCAUGGAUACCCUUACUGAACAGAAAUAUGUAACCCUAUUCCCAUCCAGUUUCCCCUUCAUCUGCUAAAGCUGUGUGUGGUCAGCUACAUAAGGGAAGUCGUCCAUACUCUACAUUCUCUGCCCUUUUCUUUCAAGAUUAAAGAAACAGUAAACUUUCCCCUA
Molecule: messenger RNA, 1149 nt
Organism: Peromyscus eremicus (cactus mouse)
Lineage: Eukaryota; Metazoa; Chordata; Mammalia; Rodentia; Cricetidae
Gene: Ccdc80
Product: coiled-coil domain containing 80
Exons: 6
Source: RefSeq, a predicted model, not a curated record